GUCAGUUAACCAAGUACUUGGACAGAAUUUUUUCAAGAAAUAAGUAAGGAAAAUGAGUAUGUGUGAGACUGGGAUCGCACAAGCUUAUGUCAUUGGGAUGGUUUGGAUAUCUGUUCUACAAACGAUACCAGGAGCACCUCUAUCACGCGAAAUUGGCGUGACAGUCACGUGCACGCCAACAUCCAUACGCGUAGAGCUGUCACGCAAAGUAUACCCUCGUCUUCAGGCCUCCCACAUCCGAAUGCUCGCUAGCGACGCGAGCUGUCAACCACGACAAAACAAGACUCACUUCACCCUGGAGAGCCCGCUGGACAGCUGCGGUACUGCGCAUGCGUAUGAGUACGGGAUGCACGUGUUCAGCAACGUGGUUCAGCCGGGGACUGGGUCGAGUAUAGGGAUCAAGUGCAAAUAUCCCAUGUACCAGCUGAGAGGGUUGGUAGACAGAGGUCUGCUCGGAGAAGUGGCCGGGCAAAAUAUUCUAGCACUAAGCGCUCCGCAUGAGAUAACCGACACCCAUUCCAUCCACAUCAAUGAAAUCAUCCAGUCUGAUGUUCCCGACAUCAAGGAUAAGACGGCCCCAGUUGUCCUCGCCUUUUACCACGACGCUAAUUUCUCAACCAAGCUAUCACCCAGAUCGGUGGUACCCCUGUGGAACGAUACCAUACCGUUGUACCUGCUGCUGCGACUUGUGGGCUCUGGCUGGAAAGCUCAAAUAAAGCGUUGUACUCUUAGAGUUUGCGACAAACACAACAUGAAAUGCCAAGAAGAGACAAUCAUGGAUCAAGGGUGCUGGGAUGAAGAAAAGGUUCAAGUUCUCCUCAACUCGACAAACGUCACGCGGUUUGUUGUGCAAGCCGCGACCCAUGUCGCCGCAAUCAUCACAAUACAAGCUACAUGCUCCCUAAGCGCCUGGAACGAGACAUCUACAGGGACCUGGAACGAGACCUCAUCAAAGGCCUGGAACGAGACCUUGAAAAAAGCCUGGAACGAGAACUCAUCAAAGGCCUGGAACGAGACUUCACUAACGGCUUGGAGCGAAAAUGUAACGGCCUUGAACAAGAGUGCGACGGGGGCCUGGAACGAGCCCUCAACGAGCACGUGGAAUGAGAAUUUAACUAUGGCCGGGGAAGCAGUUUUAAAAAGGACAUGGAACGAAAGUUCUACGAGGGCCUGGAAGGAUACCUUAGUUUCAGAUUGGAACAUGACCGUUACUGGGACCUCGCACGAGAACAUUACAAAUGUCUGGGACGAGGAACAAAUCCAGCGGCGCAAAAGUGACCCAACUAACAGUAUCCAACUCACUAAUCGCUUGACCCCCACGCGCCGUCCAGACUGCAGAUGCUCAAACCGCAACCAUAGUAGAACAAGUCAAUACGGGAACAUCACUCUUUCUGGUAUCCAUGGUAACAGUAGCCAGGGCAACAACAGCAACUGGGAGUUUCUGAAUAACUCAACAGAUCACCUGAACACGACUUUGCUGAACUGCACUUGUGAUGACGUUGCCACGGUAACAAGACCAAAAAAGUGCUUGGUGCGUGACCAUAGGACAGACUCCGCUGACAGAGACCUGAAGGCUCAGACGGAAAUAUUGUCGCUCUUCUCGGUUGGUCAGUGGAAGAAUGGGUCGAUUCUUGCAGCUGACGUCAUACUUAAUGACACCAACAUCACCUUAAACUACACUAAGCCAAAAGCAAUUUUGUACGCCAAGCCUCGACUCCAGGCGGUGCUAGAGAAGGAGGCGUGGCUAUACGCGAUGCUCAUACUCCUACUCGUACCAGUCCUCGCUCUCUUUUCCUGGCGAAGACGACGGCGCAUGCGUAGAUUGAAGGACCGUGCAUCCCGCGAGUGCGGGAUAUUUAACGCGGGACUGGUGAUGGAGGACGAAGCUGAUAUCACGUGAUAAAAAGAAGAGAGGGACUGAGACUCGUAAAUGCACGAGAAUGCAUCGCAACGUUCAUGAAA
Messenger RNA from Nematostella vectensis (starlet sea anemone), 1962 nucleotides. RefSeq lists its product as uncharacterized. The transcript is spliced from 5 exons. NCBI's taxonomy places the organism in Eukaryota, Metazoa, Cnidaria, Anthozoa, Actiniaria, Edwardsiidae. Bases 53 to 1900 code for a protein of 615 amino acids. The record is from RefSeq and is a predicted model, not a curated record.